Molecule: messenger RNA, 420 nt
Organism: Caenorhabditis remanei
Lineage: Eukaryota; Metazoa; Nematoda; Chromadorea; Rhabditida; Rhabditidae
Exons: 2
Coding region: 1-420 (139 amino acids)
Biological process (GO): heterochromatin formation; DNA damage response; leading strand elongation
Cellular component (GO): CHRAC; epsilon DNA polymerase complex
Molecular function (GO): protein heterodimerization activity; chromatin DNA binding
Source: RefSeq, a predicted model, not a curated record
AUGUCUGGAAGCGACGUAGAUCAAGUAGAUGAACGUGUAGCUCAAAUGAUGCUGCCAGCUGCGAUCGUUACUCGAUUGAUGAAGGAAGACAAUAUUUCUGGAUCAAAAGAAGCCCGUGAAUUGAUCACUCGUGCUGCAGCAGUUUUCCUCAUCAAUUUAUCUGAUGUAGCAGUUCAAGCAGCUCGUGAACAGAAACACAAAACGAUCUCAGCUGAUCACGUUAUCAAAGGACUUCGAGAACUUGAAAAUACGAAUAUUUAUAAUCAUUGCAAACUUGUCAAUGACAAUUGGAAAAUUCUUCGUCAGCAGAAGGCUCUUGCACGCAAACAAGCUGAAUCAGAGCAUACACAGGCUGAAUUGGACGACGAUAUCAUCGAAGAAACUGUUGAGGACACCCCGUUUGAUGACUCAAUGAACUGA